CCAACUCACCAAAACUCCAAGUUUGGGUAAAACUGGGAUUUUUUUCCUUUUCAGAUCCAUAAACUCGUUUUUUCAGACUCCGUUCGAGUUCAAAUCAAAGAAUCGUUUCCGAGUUGUGACAACGUAGAAUAGAGUUAUUCCCCCUCCCCCCCAAGAAUUAAGAUUUUUUUCAAGUGUAGGGUUCGAGUAUGUCGGUUGUGCGAAGAUGGAGCGAGGGAAUGUCCUCGGAUAAUGUUAAGGGUUUGAUUUUGGCUAUUUCUUAAAGUUUAUUUAUUAGGGCAAGUUUCAUCGUUAAGAAAAAAGGCUUGAAAAAAGCAGGUGCUUCUGGCGUCAGGGCAGGAGUUGGAGGGUAUUCGUACUUGCUUGAGCCACUUUGGUGGGCUGGCAUGAUAACAAUGGUCGUCGGGGAAAUUGCUAAUUUUGCUGCUUAUGCAUUUGCACCGGCAAUACUGGUCACUCCUCUCAGUGCUCUCAGCAUCAUUAUCAGUGUGGUACUUGCACAUAUCAUUUUGCGGGAGAGGUUACAUACUUUUGGGAUUAUCGGUUGUGCUUUGUGUGUUGUGGGCUCAACAACAAUUGUAUUGCACGCCCCCCCUGAACGUCAUAUUGAAUCUGUAGCAGAAGUUUGGACUCUUGCUACGGAGCCAGGAUUUUUGUUUUACACGGCUCUGGUCAUAACAAUUGUCUUUAUACUUAUAUUCCGCUUUGUUCCACAAUAUGGACAGACACACAUUAUGGUUUACAUUGGAGUAUGCUCUCUCGUGGGUUCUAUUUCGGUCAUGAGCGUUAAAGCACUCGGUAUUGCAUUGAAGUUAACAUUUUCAGGAAUGAAUCAGCUUGUGUAUCCACAGACAUGGGCCUUUACUUUAGUUGUGGCUACUUGUGUGAUUACCCAAAUAAAUUAUUUAAACAAGGCACUUGAUACUUUCAACACAACCAUUGUUUCUCCCAUGUACUAUGUUAUGUUUACGUCACUGACCAUUUUGGCUAGUGUGAUCAUGUUUAAGGAUUGGGAUAGGCAGACACCAACUCAGAUUAUAACAGAGAUGUGUGGAUUUGUGACAAUCCUCUCAGGAACUUUUCUUCUUCACAAAACCAAGGAUAUGGUUGAUGGUCCGAGUUUGUCAACGUCUAUGUCUAUGCGAUCAUUAAAGCAUGAAGAAGAGGAGGUGUUAAUUGAAGGCAUCCCUCUUAAGCGGCAGGACUCAUUGAGAAUACCUUAACUUAAGUUUUAGGACAUCACAGGCUAUUCCUACACGGCUCAAAUAGCGAGUGGGGAGAAACACCUCGAGGCCUCGAUGGUUGUAUUUUAUUACCAGCUUAUACAUUUUUUGGAGGGUACUUUGAGGUGGUGAGAUGAUUUUUCUUGGCCUUGUUUCUUUUAUUAUCAUUAACCCUUUGGCUUCAAGAUGAGACUAUACAUUUCAGCUAUGCGUCAGCAGCUGGUUGGGCGAGUAGGACAUCGCAGGGUCA
Messenger RNA from Hibiscus syriacus, 1473 nucleotides. RefSeq names its product probable magnesium transporter NIPA4. Gene Ontology annotation, molecular function: magnesium ion transmembrane transporter activity. Bases 387 to 1223 code for a protein of 278 amino acids. The transcript has 9 exons. The record is from RefSeq and is a predicted model, not a curated record. Lineage: Eukaryota; Viridiplantae; Streptophyta; Magnoliopsida; Malvales; Malvaceae. Gene Ontology annotation, cellular component: membrane. Gene Ontology annotation, biological process: magnesium ion transport.